Molecule: messenger RNA, 2247 nt
Organism: Dermatophagoides pteronyssinus (European house dust mite)
Lineage: Eukaryota; Metazoa; Arthropoda; Arachnida; Sarcoptiformes; Pyroglyphidae
Product: sodium- and chloride-dependent glycine transporter 1-like
Biological process (GO): nitrogen compound transport; amino acid transport; sodium ion transmembrane transport
Cellular component (GO): plasma membrane
Source: RefSeq, a predicted model, not a curated record
UAAAAAAAUUUUCUAUUCAUUAAAUGAAUUUAAUUCAAUUUGUUCCAAGUGAACUAUUUUUACAACCUAUAUUUUUAUUGAAAUUUUUCCCGGUGAUACAAACAAAUCAUCAUAUCCAUCAUGACAACAGAUGGCGCCCAAAGAGAUCGUUUCAACAACAAAAUUGAAUAUUUUUUAACCGCCCUUAGCUAUGCAGUAGGAUUAGGAAAUGUUUGGAGAUUUCCGUAUCUUUGUUACAAAAAUGGUGGUGGUUCAUUUUUGAUACCAUACAUGGCAAGUCUGUUGAUUUUAGGUUUACCAUUUUUCUUUUUCGAAUCUUCAAUCGGCCAAUUCACUAGUCUUGGUCCUAUCAAGGUAUGGAGAUUAUCGCCAUUGUUCAAAGGAAUCGGUUAUGCCAUGUUCAUAAUGGGUGCCUAUGUUGGAAUCUAUUACAAUGUUGUGGUAGCAUGGUCAUUUUAUUAUGUCUAUUCAGCAUUAACUCAUAUCAAUUCUGAGUCGGUUCCUUGGGCAUAUUGCAACAAUGAAUGGAAUACUGUGGAAUGUGCUGAUGGUAUCACUAGCAAUGUAACUGAUGGUAAACAAACAAGUCCAAGUCAGGAAUUUUUCUAUCAUAAGGUUUUACAUCUAAGUGAUGGUAUUGAUGAAAUGGGAGCUUUACGUCCACAUUUGGUUUUGUGUUUGGCAUUAGCUUGGAUGUUUAUAUAUUGUGGUCUUUGUUUAGGAACAAAAAGUUUAGGCAAAGUUUCUUAUUUCACAGCCUGUUUUCCUUACAUCAUGAUCACUGCAUUGCUUAUUAAUGGUCUUCAAUUAGAAGGAUCAUAUGAAGGAAUUAUCCAUUAUAUAAGUCCCAAUUUUGAAAAGUUAAGUGACAUUGGUGUUUGGUCGGAUGCUGCCACACAAAUUUUUUAUUCAUUGUCCAUCUGUAUGGGUGGUGUUAUCACAUUGGCUAGCUAUAAUAACUUUAAAAACAAUUUAUUUCAGGAUUCAAUUUUGAUUGUCAUUAGCAAUUCUUUAACUAGUGUCUAUGCCGGAUUCGCUAUUUUUGCCGUGAUUGGAUUUAUGGCUAAUCAACUUGGAAAAUCAGUAGGUGAAGCUGCAGAUCAAGGUGUUGGUCUUGCUUUUGUCGCCUAUCCGGCUGCUCUUGCCCGAUUGCCAUAUCCUUCAAUCUGGUCAUUCAUUUUUUUCCUUAUGAUCAUAACGCUUGGAUUUGGAUCUCAAAUGACUAUAGUAGAGACAACAGUUUCUACUUUAGUCGAUUUUUGGCCAAAUAAAUUACAGAAAAGAAAGCCAAUUGUUUUGGGAUUCGUUUGUUUGGUCAUGUUUUUGGCCGGUUUGCCUAUGUGUACUGGGGCUGGUUUAUACAUUCUACAAUUGAUGGAUACUUAUUCGGUUCCUUAUUCGGCUUUUUUUAUUGCCAUUUUCGAAUUGGUUGCUAUAUUUUGGGUGUAUGGUUUAGAUAUUCACAUGAAAAAUAUCUAUCAAAUGAUUGGAUAUAAAAUCUGGCCUCAAUUUUACUGGCGAUUCAUGUUCAAAUAUGGCUGCCCAUCUCUGAUCUGUUUAAUGUUGGCCGUUGUCAUCUUAAGACAUGAACCAUUGACGUACAAUGAUUAUGUUUUUCCUGAAUAUUCCGAAUACGUUGGUUGGGCAUUGACCGCCUCUUCCGUGUUGUUGAUUCCUUUAUUUGCCAUUCUUGAAUUCAUUAAAGUACUGAGAAAGCGAAAGACAAUGCAGGAAAUUUUAAGGCCUGAAGUCAAAUUUGGUAGCGACCUUGCACCAUCCGAUCGAUCGGAUAAAUCAUUUGAUUCGAUUAGCUCUAUUGCCAAAAGUUUUCCAGAAGAUCUAAAUACCAGUGGUCAAGAUAAUUAUGCAUUUUUGCAAUGUCAUGAAAAUUUUCGCCGAAAUUUGAGCCAUAUUGCCAAUUUUGAAGACAACAGUAAAAACAAUGCCAAACUACUUAACUUUACGUCAUUAUCAACCUGGACAUGUGGUAAUAAUAGUGUAUCUAAUUUACAUGAAAAUAAGAAGAUGCCUAGUCUACAGAAUGUAUUUCAACAGGAAGCCUAAUUUUUUUUCCCUGGAUAUGAUUCCAAUUAAUUUGGAUAGUGAAUUGUCAAUUGUAUUAGCAUCAUUUAUUUAAAUUCCUAUCUUUACUAUAUGAGUAUUUAAAAAUAUUUUUAAAUCUCAAAUUCAAUUAAAUCAUAUCUAUCUAUGCAUUUAUGAAGGAACGCGUGAUCAUCAGCAAAUUUU